GAUUAGCACGGAUCAUGAUGUGUGGAAGGAUAUAGCACAAUGGUGAUAAAUCUGGAGGCGUAUUUAUCAAGGCUGAGGACAGGGAUCGUAUGGGUGUGGUUUCACUCUCAUGCAUUUAACCCAACGACACGCUACAGACUUGCUCACAUCUCAGCUCCUCCAGUAAAGGCACACCAAGCUCCUGCCCACCAUUCCCUCAGAGGCAUGGUUUCUCAAGUGACCACCUCCCUCGUCAAGUGCCUGCUGAUUCUCCUCGGCCUGGUCUCUGUGAUACUGAAUAUCGUUUUGAUAUGCAUGAAUUCCAACAGGCUUCCAAAAUGCCAGAUGCAAACACAAGAAUCGGUGGUGGCCAACCACACGGACCACAGCUUGAUAUUCGCCGACCUCACCCCCAAGGAGUACCAGAUGGUCCGGGAUUACAUGUGGAAUCAGAAGGACUUGAGGAUUUCUCAUUCUGCCUUUGCAAAAGCGUCAGAAAACUACAUAUUCUUGAUUGACCUUGUGCUUCCGAAAAAAGCCGAAGCGCUGAGAUAUCUGGAUUCUCACGGAGUCAAACCCGAACGCCAAGCCAGCGUUGUGGUGUUUUUUGGAGAGCAUAACUACCUCAAAGAGUACGCCGUGGGACCGCUGACCGGUCACAUCCGUCAUCGGGAUGUCACAAAGGAGAAGUACAAGGUGGAGAGCCUUCCCUUCACGGCCCGCCCUGUGACCAUUGGAGAAUACAGCCAACUUUUCCAAUUAGUGUAUGUUGAUGUCUUCAACCAGCUGAAGACAGAACUAAAGGAAAGCUUUGGUUACGACCACAAAAAUCCAAAUCUGGAUGUUUUCGAAGGAAUGCCCAGAGGAGUAAAAGCAGGUGAUAGAAAGACUUGGAUUUCAUUCUUCCGUGCACUCAGUGGCAUGUAUAUCCAUCCAGUUGGCUUUGAAAUUUUAAUUUGUCAUGAAAGUAAAAACUUCUCAGACUGGACCAUUGAAAAGCUCAUGUACAACGGCGUAUAUUUCAACAGCAUUGAUAGUUUUAAGAAAACGUAUGCAGCAGGUACUAUAGAAAAAAUUGUCUUUAAAGAAAUCUCUAAUUAUGCCUCACUGAAACCGAGAAGCAUACCUACAGGGCUGGGACCACAUCAGUAUUAUCUCCAAGGCAAGCGCUUCAGCGUGAAGAAAAACCAGGUAAUUUACCAGGACUGGAGCUUUGCGUUCGGUCUGAGCUCACUGACCGGCAUGCGAGCGUUUGAUGUUCGCUUUAAAGGAGACAGGAUCAUCUACGAGCUCAGCGUCCAGGAGGCCAUGUCUGUGUAUGGAUCCAUAACUCCAGGGAUGAUGCUUACCAAAUUUCUGGACACUAGCAUCGGAAUCGGCCGCUUCGCCCAUGAACUGGUGCGAGGUGUUGACUGUCCGUAUUCGGCCACUUAUAUAGAUGUUUACCGCUACAUCGACGUCAAUGCCACGCAGCUUUUCAGAAACGCCAUCUGCGUCUUUGAGCAUGAUGUAGGACGACCGCUACGACGUCACUUUUCAGAUUUCUUCCAUAACAGCUAUGGAGGCCUGACCAACAGCGCCCUGUACCUCCGCAGCAUCACAGCCAUCGGCAACUACGACUAUAUCUGGGACUUCAUCUUCUACCAGUGUGGCACGGUGGAGGCCAGAGUUCAUGCCACCGGUUAUAUAUCCUCUUCUUAUAAAGUGCCCGGCAGUCUGAAGUACGGCCACCAGGUCGCUGAAAACGUGCUCGGAAAUGUCCACACGCACUUCGUUAACUUCAAGGUGGAUCUGGAUAUUUUAGGUGUGAGGAACGUGUUCCAGACCAGAGACAUGGAGUAUGAGGAGGUGUCUUUGCCCUGGAUGCCUGAGCGCAAGGCCAAAAUCCCGAAAGUGGUGGAGAAUCAGAUCAAGACUGAGCAGGAGGCAGCGCUUCGAUACGGCACUAAAAUUCCUCGUUACCUCCAUGUGGCGAGCAAUCAGAAGAAUCGUUGGGGCCACCAGCGCUCAUACAAACUGCAGGUGAUGAGUCUUGCUGGAGAUCACCUUCCAGAGAGCGAGCCAGAGGAGAGGAGCAUGUCCUGGGCACGGUACAAAGUUGCCAUAACAAAGCAUAAAGACUUGGAGCAGACCUGCAGCAGUCUGUACAGUCAGAAUAACAUGUGGGACCCAGUGGUGGACUUCAGCAAUUACAUCAAGGAUAAUGAGAGCAUUGAGAAUGAGGAUCUGGUUGCCUGGGUAACGGCAGGUUUCCUCCACAUCCCACAUGCCGAGGACAUCCCCAACACGGUGACGGUAGGAAACGGAGGCGCCGUCCUCAUCCGGCCGCAUAAUUACUUUGACGAAGAUCCGUCUAUCAACUCAGCCGACGGCGUCUACAUCAAGCCGGGAUCGGAAAGAGACUGUGAAUACAACAAGAUGGCGUGUUUAGACAAACACCUGUGUAGCCAGACACUGGAGCCGUUCACCUACAACGGAUUCGAGGGUGUCAUGAAAUUUGCCUAAUAAACAUAUCACAUUAAAGAUGUUUGCUGUUCUUAACGAAUUAAUUCCUCACCUCUGUAGUCGCAUCUUCACUGUUAGCAUUGUGUGAUACAUGUGGUUUAGUUCUUAUCUUUUUGUAUUUUACUUAUUUUUUAAUGACCAUCGAAUGAGAUUCAACAGAACUGAAGUCACAACGAACUCCGGAGGUUUUUUCUCUUUUGAGGUCUUUUCAAAAUGAAAUGAAUUUCUAUACUUUUUAUUUUGACUUUUAAUUACGUUAUAGCGGCUCCGGUCGUUGCCUUAAUGAUAAAAAGCACUGACACUGGGGACUCCUUCCAUCAUUGUCCAUAAACAUCUCCUCACUGAAAACAUCACCAUAUAAACAAUUCCUCAGUUUUUAAUCCAUUUAAGUGGAACGACAUGCUGUGAACGGUUUGUUACUAUAGAAACGUUAACGUAUUAGAAGGAUACAAACCUGUGAUUUGCAGAUGACCAAUCAGAAUCCAGAAUUAAAAACAUAUCACAAUGUCAUUUUAUAUGAUCUUAACUACCCUUUUAGCCACUUUUAGCUCCUUUUUAGUGUCUCUUUUAGCUACUUUCUGUGCAACGUACUAUUUUGUCAGAUGAAUUAACGCUGCUGUCUGUCUCGAUUUGGAGGGUUUGAUAGUAUUUGUAUACAGUUUUGUCUCACUCGGGUCCUACUUUAUGGUUAAAAUGUCCCGGAGCUCAAUUUCACGCUUAUUUUCAGCCUACCUCAUUUCAGCCAGGAAUCUCCUGAUGUCCAGUUUUUGCAAACAAGAAAUUCACUAACAAGAAAUCCAAAGCAUCUGAUUGCGUACUGGAUGUCUUUCGUGUCAUGACAUCAAUAACGAGGCAUUUUAAUCAACAACAACUCGCAUGUUCAGAAAACAAUAAAGUAUUCUGUGGCUCGAGACUCUCGCAGUAAUUUUCUUACAGUGUUACUAAUGUUCUGGUUAAAUGUAGGAUCGCUUUAAAAAGCUACGAUCAUCCAAAUUCAUGCUUGAAGUUCCUAGUAAUGCGUUUUGUUGUUUUUUUUGUUUUUUUUUUGAGGAAAUUGCUAACGAUCAAACUUGUUGCCAUUUCUACUCCGAAAGAUAUGUGCAGUUAAAAUAACACAAAAUGUUCUUAUGAACUGAAAAUACAAAAGCGCUUGAGAUUCUCAGUGUUACUUGUGCUACAGUGUUUCCCUGUUUAGGAGAUUUUUACCUUAUUUCAUGUAGGUUUUCUAAUCUAUAUCUUUAUGUGUAUAAACAUGUCACUUAUGAUGUUCAGCUGUAUGAGAAAUAAAACCUCAAUAAAGUUCAGUUGAAUUCC
Molecule: messenger RNA, 3798 nt
Organism: Tachysurus vachellii
Lineage: Eukaryota; Metazoa; Chordata; Actinopteri; Siluriformes; Bagridae
Gene: aoc2
Product: amine oxidase copper containing 2
Biological process (GO): amine metabolic process
Cellular component (GO): plasma membrane
Molecular function (GO): primary methylamine oxidase activity; copper ion binding; quinone binding
Source: RefSeq, a predicted model, not a curated record